This is a messenger RNA of Sciurus carolinensis (gray squirrel), 1548 nucleotides long. Its product is annotated as putative protein FAM90A14P. Lineage: Eukaryota; Metazoa; Chordata; Mammalia; Rodentia; Sciuridae. The coding region runs from base 1 to 1548 and encodes 515 amino acids. The transcript is spliced from 8 exons. The record is from RefSeq and is a predicted model, not a curated record.
AUGGUUCAGGGUUCUGAGCACAACGUCAGGCUCCAAUGGAAGUGCUGGUCAGGAGCCGUGUACUCCAUCUGUGGGAAGCCUGAUCCAAUCAAGGAAUGUGGUGAAGUUCAGAAUUCUAUGUCCUCCACAGAGCCUGGAAACACCUACUGCUGGGGCUUUCAUGCCCUGCUGGCCAGGAGAUUUGAGGAUGAUGACCUCCACAGACCAGAUAAAAUGCUCUCGGUUCUUCUCCUGGAUAAUAUUGCCCUUGGAUUCAUCGGCUAUAGCCUGUGGGCUUCUGAUGACACCCAAAUCUCAGCCUCUGAGGAAGAAAGACCUGACAUCAAGAACAUGAGGCAGUGGGAAGGUCGUUCCUCACAGCCUCCAUCCCAAAGGUUCAUUAAAACCCAGACUGAUAAGCUCCAGCAGAGGAGAGCUGUGGGGCAGAGGGCUACCCCACUAGAGGAGGAAAACCCCCAGGUCAAGUGCAAGGACUGUGGGGCCUUUGGACACACUUCAAGGAGCAGAAGAUGCCCCAUGAAGUGCUGGGAUGGGGCACUGGCCCCACAACACUUGGGCCCAAAGAAGGAGAAGGAGAACCAGACACCAAGGCAGCUUGAGACUCUCCAUGACACAGAAAGCUUUAAGCAGCUUGAGAGAAGGAAAGACCAGGGGCAAAGGCAAGAAGAGCAGCCAAGGAAGUCUCUGCUCCAAAGAAUUCCUAGGAGACUUCAGGGGAGGCAGCAACCAAAUUGGGAGGAAAGGAAAGAAUCCAGUUCCUCUCUGAGGCAAACCAGCAGGCCACCGCCCAUCCAAAUACCCUGCAAGAGUUCUGUCCUGGGACCUGCAUUGGAGAGUCAGCCACCUGUCAAGAACACUGAUGAGAGACCCAUCCUCCCUACAGGGAAACUCUUCCGAAGAAAUGAACAUGAUUUCUACUCCAUCCCUGUGCCCAUGAAAGGACAGGAGGUAGCCAUCACUGGCACCAGCCAGCCAGCAGCUACAGCAUGGAGAGCAGCCCAGGUCCCCACACUCAGUGUCAGGGCCCCCAUCAAGAGACAUGCCCAGGAUCCUGUCAAGGCAAUCCAGCAUGCCCCAAAGAAACUUAGAGGCAACCCCAGCCUGACUCCAUAUUGGAGCACUGAAAGUCCAGGCGUGGAGGUUUACACAUCUGUGCAGUGUCUGCCUUCUACAAGUGGACUCAGAUUCAAAGUGUCACCCCACGUGACCAGGAAAACUCCACCCCAUGGUUCCAGCAUGGAUCUUCACCCUCCAAGGAAAAGCCCUGUCCUGAAUCCUGUCCCACCCUGCACCAAGUCCAAUCCUCCAGCGGCCAGCUGUGUUCCACGACAGACCCUCAGAAUGGUCUUCAUGAGACUGCAACAUGACUGUUGGAGCUCCAGGUUCAUUAUGACUCCCCCUUCCUCUCCCCCUUCAAAGCCCAAUGCUCCUGCUAUGAGCGCCCCUUUUCUUGACAAGUCUAAGGGACACAGUUCCCAUGUGCCUGUGAGUUGCCUCUAUGAGGACAUUCAGGUUUCCUCCUCCUCUGAGGACAGUGACAUGGAGUGA